Messenger RNA from Papilio polytes (common Mormon), 2017 nucleotides. RefSeq lists its product as uncharacterized. The record is from RefSeq and is a predicted model, not a curated record. Lineage: Eukaryota; Metazoa; Arthropoda; Insecta; Lepidoptera; Papilionidae. The transcript has 3 exons. Bases 474 to 1808 code for a protein of 444 amino acids.
UCGCAGCGUGCGGUCGUUCAGUUGAGCGCGCGCCGAACACUCAGUCGCAUGACUUCGCGCAGAACGACCGACUCUACCGACCCGGCAUAACCUGGCACCUAUGUGUACAUCAUAAAACCCGAGCUAUGGUGUGACCGCAACCAACCGAGUACCUAGCUCCGGGAUCUAACAGGUUGGCUAUUGUUCUCAGUUUAUGACAUUUCAUGCGUACUCGUUGUUGGCGUAAGACCAAAGUUUUGAGGCAAAACCGUGAACACUUGAAAUUAUUUAACGUUUGUUUUGUGUGCGUCAUGGUUAGUUACGGUUAAAACGCGAGUGCUAGUGUAACGCAAAUAUAAUUAAUAACAAAGUCAUAGGAAUUAUUCAUGGGUUAAGAUAACAAGAAUCUGCGACGAUAGCGUUGAGGAGGAAUUAAAACUUAAGAACAGAAUAAAGGUGUUGCGAUGGUGACAUGACGUAUACGCAGCAGUAGCAUGCGUGGUCCAGCGCUGUGGGUGACGUACGCGCUUCCAGCGCUGGUCGUGCUACUGACGUGCGGCAAGGCCCAGCCUGCGCCAACGCUCUGCGAUGAUGACGCCUGUCGCUGCGACCCCUUCACCCGGCUCAUAUGCAACUGUACCCACGAUUACAACGAGGUGACGCUGCGACCGGACGGGCCGUACCGCGUGCCGUCCACAGCGUCCGGUAUCGUGAUCGACGGCUGCAGCAGAGUUCACUUUCUUUCCGACACGAUCCGUGGCCUUAUCCACCUCCGCAACGUGGAGAUCAGGAAUGUCGCCCACGCCGUUAUCAACGAACGAGCCCUCGCCUGGUCGCCCUUCUCACGGGAUAGUGAACUGAACCCCGGACUCCGCAUAACUAUCCACAACAGCACCGUCAAUGAGGUCGCCUCGCACGCGGUACAAGGUCGAGUCGACGACAUCACGAUCACCAACAGUCGCAUCAGCAACCUAAAGCCCUUCGCUUUUUCUAGUCUAUCAGGAGUCAAAAACAUAGAUUUAAGCAAUAAUAUAUUCGAUAACAUCGAAAUCCAAGCGUUCAAAAAAUUCUCAACAUUGAAUUUUGUACUGCGAGGCGGUGAGAUCGGAUUUAUUCCUAGCAGAUUCCUAUCGGACGUGGAAGUAACCAAUUUGUUCCGUGUAGAGGGCGUUACCAUCGAACAUUUAUCGAGUUUGGCAUACCUCGUUCAUUCACCAAAGAGAGUGCUGAUUGAAAGCAACAAAAUUGAUACCAUGGACGGUGACGGUUUUCAUUUAGUUUCUCAGGGACCAAUUACAUUUAGAAAUAAUACAGUGAAUACGUUAAGAAAGGGUGCAUUGUUCGGUUUAAGUGUCGAUUUAGACGUGCUGUCCACAUUCGGUCGGCAAGAGUUGUUGUUAGAUAAUAAUACAGUGACGGACUUGAUGCCAUCGUCUCUUAUUUUUAAUCGUUCGAGUUUGACUUUACGUGUUGACGGUUUGAACAUAAAUGUAACGUGUAGUUGCCAGUUGGCGGAGCAGUGGCGGGAAGUGCUCAAGGAGCAGGGGGGCACCAUCACCUGCUGGUACGAGCUGGAGAAUCAUUUCGUAUCUUUUCCGACUUACAUCAACAGCAGAUGUGGUGUAUUCAAACAGAACUUUUGGAUAUAUGUCGUGGUGGGUGUGAUAUUGGUUAUGAUUGCGGCGGCUAUUGCGAUAUUUUUCAUCGUGAGACACGAGAACGAAAAGAAGAAGAAAUUGCAGAUAGUAAUGCCUGACGGUAAGACGUACAGAGAGACGGAGUUCCAUAUAGUGGUAGAGAGAGCUGAGCUCCUUACCACUGACCUAUAACCAAGAGACAUAAGCUUUUUUAAUAAGAGAACAUGAAAAGUUAUCCUGUUUCUCUCCUACCUCAAUGUGCCGUCAGAGAAUUAUGUGCCAAGUUUAGUUGUUAUGUUGAUCAGUAUUAUAGAAGCGAGGAACAAUAUGUUUAGGUAUCGCUUGUUUAUUUAUAUUGUGGGAAACAUUGUUUAAAUACAAUAAAGUACAAAAUGUUAUAA